AUGAUUGCACAACAGUCCCCUCCCGCCGUCCGGAAGGGCACCAAGAGUUGCACAGAGUGCAGGAGGCGCAAGGUUCGUUGUGUUCGAAUCCCCGAGGAUGCACCUACGUGUCGGCAAUGCGUCGAGCGCAACACUUCAUGUCUCGCACAGACAUCGAGUUCCCGACCGCGACAGGCGCAGCGCCUACCUUCGCGAUAUCGAAUUGCGCAGCUCGAAUCGCAAGUCCACCGUCUGACCAGAAUAGUCAGUGGUAUUGAAGUCAAACUCGGGGGCGACUCGUCGCUUAAUAUAGAGCAAGCCGUUGACCAGUCGCCUGCCUCGGAUGAUUCCGACGGAGAAUCCACCAACUCGGAAGGCUUGAUUGCCGAGGAGCCCGCCCACCUUCGCUCACUUUUCCAGAAUGACCUGAUCAGCCUUGACGCCCACCAAAAACAUGAGGAUCUUCUGGAGCGACGGGCAAAGGCCUCCGCUGCUUUGCGCGAAAGCGUGCGACCAGCUCUGCAGAAGUUGAUACCAUCCAAGCAAGAGACUGCGGAGAUGUUGGUCGUCACUUACGACUGGCUGCAAAUGAUAUCCACAAUGCUACCUCAGCCCUCCUCCCCCAGCUCACAACAAGCACUGCUUGAGCGCUACGAUGAGAUGUGUCAACCAGAAGUUGAUGUCGUUGCUCUAGCUUCUUGGCUCCUGGCGGUCGCUAUAACAGCCCAGCAGAUUCCCCAUGAAAACAACAACGCGCCGUCUCCAUCUCUAAGCUCUCAAAGGCGCAUGGCCUUUUCUCGCGCCGUAUCGGAUGCUGUUGAAAGUUUGGUACUUAGCCACGACCGUCUAGUGGGUACUAUUUCCGGCCUUGGGCUGGGUUUACACUUUGUUCGUCUCCUGAUGGGACGCGGAAAUCCGCAGAGAGGCUGGCUGAAAUUGCGGCACUUCAUUGCGCUCGCCGAGCUAAUGGGGUUACCCAAGGCCGCGCAAGCAGCACGACUAAGGAAAGCCAAUGGGACGCUCGAUGAAGAGACUGCAAAAAAGGCACAGCUAUGGGAGCUGAUGUGCACCAUUGAUCGAAUGGCGGGGAUGUUCCUCAACCUACCUCCAUACACGCGACGGUUCUCCCUAUUGGCGCCCCCGUCUAUCUUGGUGGAUGGUGUUGUGCAACCAUCCAUAUAUCUCAGCCGGAUCAUGGACAUCGCGCCCAAGACUUAUGAUCUCGAUGACUUGAGUGGGACACAAGGGUCGACGACAAAGCUGUACACAGCUGCUUUGGAAGUCGCCCGCGAAGCACGAGAACUGGCCGGCGAGGCUCCCAAAUCCUGGUGGAAAGUCGAUAUGGCCGAUGAUCUAAAACCAGACCACAUCGUUCAGUUUUUCCACUACUGUACGCUCAUGAAGGCGCAUCUUCCGAUUGCUCUGCGACAAGAGAAAAGUGAAGAAUACCUCUACAGUCGCCUGGCCUGCAUUGACGCGUGUGAGUCGGUUGCCCAGAGGUAUCAAUUCAUCCGCCGCAAACUUCCCUCUGGAUUCUUCACUCUCCGGAUGCUCGACCUUCAGGCCUUUACAGCAGUGGUGCUUCUGCUUCUUACCUCUCACACGUGCCCAUCCCCCGAUCGCCAUAGUUUUCAAAUCGAUAAAGCUCGCUUGGAAGGCGUAGUAAACCAAGUCCUCCAGCUCAUGGAAGAAAAGUCGAAGGAGGGUGCGGGCUCGGAUUUCGCACAACGCGGUGCUGAUACAAUUCGCUCUCUUCGGGAUCUCCUCCAACAGGAAGAACGCGGCGCCGGUCCCGUGAAGGAGCUGGCGGCCAAUGUGCCACUGAUCGGGAAAAUCCGCGUCCGUCGCAACGUACAAACAACGCAGACUUUCAAUACGCAGACCCAGGUACCAUCUCAUCCGGUCCACCAGUCUACUGGUUGGAAUCCCGAGCAGCAAGUGGUGCCUUUGUAUAAUCCCCAACUUGGCGCAGGCGUCUACAUGCAAGAUUCCAUGGUGGCUGCACCUGUAGGGCCUGAGUUUCAGUGGGACCACCUGUCGUGGUCGAUUGAGGACUCGAGUGAGAAUAUGUUUGAUGAUGCCAUCAUGACCGAUGGAUUUGACCAGGCCGCCAUGUGGCAGAACAUGUACCAAAACUUCCCUUUCAGUUAG
Molecule: messenger RNA, 2130 nt
Organism: Aspergillus calidoustus
Lineage: Eukaryota; Fungi; Ascomycota; Eurotiomycetes; Eurotiales; Aspergillaceae
Source: the annotation of a GenBank genome assembly